Molecule: messenger RNA, 723 nt
Organism: Babjeviella inositovora NRRL Y-12698
Lineage: Eukaryota; Fungi; Ascomycota; Pichiomycetes; Serinales
Product: palmitoyl-(protein) hydrolase
Exons: 2
Biological process (GO): protein depalmitoylation
Cellular component (GO): cytoplasm
Molecular function (GO): palmitoyl-(protein) hydrolase activity; carboxylic ester hydrolase activity
Source: RefSeq, a predicted model, not a curated record
AUUACACUUACACAGCCAUGUCUUUAUCGUUGAAAGCACUCCAGUUCCCAGCCCAAUCGGGUAUCGCUGACUCUGCGAUUAUUUUCAUCCACGGGUUGGGUGACACCUCCAACGGUUGGUCCUUCUUCCGUCAAAUGGCCUUGGCCAGAUCAAACCCAAUCUAUAAAAACGCCAAGUUCAUCUUCCCACAGGCCCCAGACAUUCCAAUCACAGCUAAUGGUGGCUACGUGAUGCCGGGUUGGUUCGAUCUCUUCGAGUUCGGAAACCCAAACGCCAAGCAAGACAUCCAGGGGUUCAGAACCAGUGUCGAGAAGGUCAGACAAUUGGUAUUGCAGACCAUCGAGUCGGGGAUUAAGCCAGAACGCAUUAUUUUGGGCGGAUUUUCCCAGGGUGCUGCCUUGUCCUUGGCCUGCUUGCCGCUUAUCAACGACGUCAAGCUCGGUGGGGUUGUAGCGUUGUCUGGUUUCAUGACCAUUAAGGACAGUGUGCAUGAAAGCGUUGCCAAAUUUGGCGGCAAUGAUAAGUUGGUUAACAGGGACACCCCAAUUUUCCAAGGCCAUGGCACUGUCGACCCACUCAUCGCCCACCAGUACGGUAAGAUGACCUCCGAAAUCAUGAUCAAGGAGUUUGGCUUCAAAAACUUAAAGUUCCAUUCCUACUCCGGUGUUGCCCACUCUGCCUCUGAGGAAGAGUUGGAGGAUGUGUUCAAGUUCUUGGAGUCUA